This is a messenger RNA of Pecten maximus, 4211 nucleotides long. Its product is annotated as ammonium transporter Rh type A-like. Gene Ontology annotation, molecular function: ammonium channel activity. NCBI's taxonomy places the organism in Eukaryota, Metazoa, Mollusca, Bivalvia, Pectinida, Pectinidae. Gene Ontology annotation, cellular component: plasma membrane. The record is from RefSeq and is a predicted model, not a curated record. Bases 68 to 1465 code for a protein of 465 amino acids. Gene Ontology annotation, biological process: ammonium transmembrane transport; ammonium homeostasis. The transcript has 10 exons.
UGAAUUCGCUCCACAGGCUGUCGAUCUCAAAUUCUAAAUAGCACGCUGGAAACACUCAGAGGACAUCAUGGCUGUUUCAAAGAGAGUGAAAUUUUCAGUGGUUACUCUAAUUAUUCAGAUCGUUUUCAUCGUCAUUUACACCAUAUUUGUUGACUACGAAGAUUCCGCGGAUCCGACGAAUCCCAAUAAGGAUUAUCCAACACCUAAGUACUAUCCGAUGUUUCAGGAUGUCCAUGUUAUGAUAUUUGUGGGGUUCGGUUUUCUCUACACAUUCCUACAGCGUUAUGGGUACUCAGGUCCGGGAUACAACAUCCUACUGGGGGCUGUAGCAGUCCAGUGGACCCUCAUAGUCAGGGCGCUGUUCUUUCACGACCUCGCCUCCGGAGGUCGCGUCAAGAUGUCCCCUACUGAAAUGAUUAGCGGCGACUUCAAUGCAGCCACGGUACUGAUCUCGUUCGGGGCUCUCAUCGGAAAGACUGGCCCCCUACAGCUUUUGGUCAUGGUAGUUUUGGAAGUUGUCUUCGCUAACCUCAACGAGUAUAUUGGAACAGAACACCUAAAGGUGAGCGAUAUUGGUGGCUCUAUGUUUAUACACGCGUUCGGAGCCUACUUUGGACUAGCUGUGUCACGUGUCUUAUACAAACACUCACACAAGACCUCAGCCAGCCUCCGUACCGGGUACCUGUCCGACAUCUUUGCUCUGAUUGGUACCAUUUUUCUGUGGUGUUUCUGGCCUAGUUUUAACGCUGGUUUAGCCUCGGAGGAUGGCAGACUUCGAGCGGUCAUCAACACCUUCUCCUCACUUCUCGCCUGUGUUGUGGUUACCAUGGCAAUCUCCUCCAUGCUUAGUCGACGAGGCAACUUCGAUAUUAGUCAUCUACAAAAUGCUUCACUUGCUGGUGGCGUGGCUGUUGGCACAUGCGCAAACAUGCCAAUCAAACCAGGGGGAGCCAUGGUGCUCGGAUCGGUAGCUGCCAUCAUUUCAACGCUAGGGUAUAAAUACGGCAGUGAUAUAUUGGCCUCCAGAUUGAAAGUCCACGACCCGGCAGGUAUAAAUAAUUUACACGGCAUGCCGGGAGUGUUAGCAGCUUUUGGUGGAGCGGCCAUGGCAGCAUUAGCGACAAAGGACAACUUUGGUGACAGUCUCUACGUCAUCUUUCCUGCCCGGGCCCAUAAUACCAUUAAUGGAACUUUGUAUCCCGAGGGUCGGUCUGCCAACGAGCAGGGAGGAUAUCAGGUGGCGGCCCUCGUGACAACCCUGACGAUAGCUAUAGUCGGGGGUCUAAUAACAGGGCUUGUGAUGCGUAUCCCGAUCUGGGAUGACCCCGAGGAUGAGUUCCUGUAUGACGACAGAGAUUACUGGGAAAUUUCGGAUCAUGGCUUCCCUAGCGACCUCAGUGAAGUUCGACCCUUGACUACUGAUGGAGAGAUGCUGAGGAACUCCACUAAUGGUGAUGAAAUGUAGCACGACAUUUGAGACUUGUUGGAGACGAUGUUCAAACUAAACUGUUCUAUUGCUAUAUAAUAUAUACAUAUAAAUUAAUAACCGUCAAGAAGACAGCGUUUUUUUACGUUCCCUACUCAACUAGAUGUAAUAUAUGUUAGCUUUAGUUAUUUUACAGCAAUUGUAAAACAAAUUAUAGCAGUUUAUAUUAAUCACGCUUGUUUACCCAGAUAGAAGCCAGCGAGGUGUCCUUAUAGUAUGUCCAUCCUCAGUGAUCGCUACUGUACAUGUAUGUGUGGACUUAAAUUUGGCGAGAUACACUACCUCAUUAAAUUUUCUGAUUUCUUAACAAUAUGGCUGAUACAUUAAAUAGUACAACCGGAGCUUGGUCCGGACGCAUCAUUAACGAGGUCAUAUUUCUUUCAGCCUGUAGGACACCCCAUUACACAUGUUUAACUGUCCAAAUGUGCUUCAAUAUCAACCAUAUUUAGAAGGCACUUCCCUAUUGACAUAGUUAUCUACAUUAAUCUCUAAUGGCUAAUUCUACAUGUACAUGAUUGAUAUUGUAGAUUAUCACGCUCACGUGCUUGUUUUACAUUUUUACAAAUUUAUUAAAUAUAUACAUGUAUACAUACGAAGAAAAAUAUUUUCUUAUAUUUUAUUGCAUAUUAUAUACUUUAUUAAAGAAUAAACUACUUUUGUUGUUUCUAAUGUUAUCAAUAUUACAAAAUGGAUUCCAUCGUGAUAUACAUGUAUACGACAGCGUUCUCGAGAUGUCACAUUUUGGUAAAUAGCCAUGUUGCGCUGGUGUUUUGUGUGUGCUUAUACCUAUUUUAAACUACUGCAAACAUUUCAAACAAAUAAAACACCAUGUUCUCUUUUGAAUGAAUCAGAAUAAACAUUUCAUACCUGGAAUAUUUAAAUAUAUAAUAAUUGUGUAGUAAUUGUGGCCUUUUUAAAGUCGUGUGAUUACAUUUGUCAGUAUACAAUUAUAGAUUUGGUUUGGGUACGUGUACCCUAUCUAUUGCUAUUCCAGUAAAUUUUAGAUACAUUUUAAUUUUAAGAGUUUGUGUAAAUCUAUAAAAGAUUUAGUUAACGUUUGAUAAAAGCAAAAUGUAGGACGUUGAUGAGGGAUUGCAUCAUGGGAAAUAAAUACCUUGGUUUAAGCAAGCUAUUUUGAAUUACUCAUUUUUAAAAAUUCUAAACCAUCAAACUAGUGUAAACCUAAUACAUGUAAUUCUUGGCGCGCUCAAAUUUUUGCGCAUUGCUAAUUUUUAACAAAUCGAAGUGAUUAAUUAGCGCACAAAUAUUAGUUGUUAUAGAAAUAGUCAAAAGAAAGUGUAAUAAGCGCAAUCAAAAUUAAGCGCAAUGUUUAAGCUCGAAAAUCUCGAAAAUAAUAUUACUGCUGAAAAUUGUAUGUCUGCAGUAUAUCACCUUACACAUUGAUUCGUCUAGUAUAGCCACUAUGUUAUCGGUGUAUCGGUCUCUCGCUGUUAUUUGCUUACGUACGUAGGGCUAAAAACUAGAACGUUCCGAAAGGUCAUAAUAUAUAACGCUAUCAACGGAAGUAUGUAAAUACCCUUAGUGAAUGUACAUGUAAGGUCGUACACACAGUAAACAGCGAACUAGGACAACCAUAUAUCGGGUCACACCACAGGGACAAAAAUGGCGUCCGGGUUGUCGCCUCGUCUGCUAUCGCUUCUAAAGUUUAGGCUUGCUGUCACUGUUUCAGCAUCCAUAUUUUUCAUCAUUGGAGGAUAUUACAAGUUUCCGUUUGCCCUCCCAGUUAUGACUUCCACUUCUGAAAAACUGAUCUUCACGAUGCGAUGUCAACUGUUUGGGGCCUUAACAUUGUUUAUGGGUAUUCAUGGUGUCGGAGGAGUUCGGGCAAAGUCGGACGCCGCGAGUGACCCAAUCAGAGGGAAUGGUGAACAUCUCGUCUAUGUACCGAAGAGAAUUCUACAAAAUACUGUAGAACAGUUCGUCUUCCAUUUCAUCGGUCAGCUCGUCUUAUGUACCUAUCUGUCAUCGGAGGCGAUGAAAAUCAUCCCCGUUCUCGUCGCCCUAUUUGUCAUCGCCAGAAUUGUUUACCAGAUCACCUACAAGAUAGAUGCCAUGUUGCGGAUAUAUGGAUUUAUGAGUACGUUUGUUCCCACUGUUGGGGUUUAUGCUUACUGCUUGUAUUGCUUCCUCACACAGUAGUACAGAUUGUACUUUAAUUCUGACAAUCUGACGAGGAGAUUAAGUGUGAUGUUGUGUAUGAUUGGACCAAAGAGCAUAGUAUCAGCUGUCUGAGUACACUGACAUUGAUACAAGAAGGAAAAGACAAAGAGGAAAUCCGUCAAACUUCAAACUUCCAAACUUUGUUUCAUUUCUCUUCACAAAAUUUGAUGCACAGAGAAAAAUAUUUUUACAACGAAGCAAAUUUGAUACAUGUGGAGGACAGAUGAGGAGACUUUUCGAAAAAUAAUUUAUAAAUUUCAUGAUGUUUAUGUGUUUUUAGAUCAUCCAGAAAUCGACGAUAACUAAGAUGUUAUUUACGAGAUAAUGGUAUAAUUAAUACGAAGCUGAGUGCAAUUUAUAUAGCAUUGAAUUAAUAGGGAGGUAUCUUUGUUACGAAUACUUUAUAACGUUAAUUGAGAGAACAUCCAGAAAUUGAAGAUAUUCAUUUUACACCGUUUUCAAAGAUAACGAUAAGGUCGUUGUAUUUACGUUAUAAUUUAUACGAAGCUGUGUACAAUUUAUAUGGCAUGGAGUUAAAAGGGCA